GCGCUGCAGCGCAAGGGGCGGAGAAGCAGAGCGCCGAGAGAGGACCAGACGCCCAGGUCUCCCGCAUCCCGGUGCCGCAGGAGCGAGGAAGCGCGCCUCGGCCCUGUUCCCCAGCCUUCAUCCAGGCGCCCGCCGCGCCUUUCUGAGCCCCAGAGACCGAGCACCUGUCCCCCGCCUGGGCCUCAGCUGAGCCCCUCUCCUCCGGAGCACAUACGACCCCUGCAGCAGCAGAAGUGCCCCAGCCCCACACCGGCGACCACCAUGGCCGAGACCAACAACGAAUGUAGCAUCAAGGUGCUCUGCCGAUUUCGGCCCCUAAACCAGGCCGAGAUUCUGCGGGGGGACAAGUUCAUCCCCAUUUUCCAAGGGGACGACAGCGUCGUUAUUGGGGGGAAGCCAUAUAUCUUUGAUCGUGUAUUCCCUCCAAACACGACUCAGGAGCAAGUUUAUCAUGCAUGUGCCAUGCAGAUCGUCAAAGAUGUCCUUGCUGGCUACAAUGGCACCAUUUUUGCUUACGGACAGACAUCCUCAGGGAAGACACAUACUAUGGAGGGAAAGCUGCAUGACCCUCAGCUGAUGGGAAUCAUUCCUCGAAUUGCCCAAGACAUCUUCAACCACAUCUACUCCAUGGAUGAGAACCUUGAGUUCCACAUCAAGGUUUCCUACUUUGAGAUUUACCUGGACAAAAUCCGUGACCUUCUGGAUGUGACCAAGACAAAUCUAUCUGUGCACGAGGACAAGAACCGAGUGCCGUUUGUCAAGGGUUGUACCGAGCGCUUUGUGUCCAGCCCAGAAGAAAUUUUAGAUGUGAUUGAUGAAGGGAAAUCAAAUCGUCAUGUGGCUGUCACCAACAUGAAUGAACACAGCUCUCGAAGCCAUAGCAUCUUCCUCAUCAAUAUCAAGCAGGAGAAUAUGGAGACCGAGCAGAAGCUCAGUGGGAAGCUGUAUCUAGUGGACCUGGCAGGGAGCGAGAAGGUCAGCAAGACUGGAGCAGAGGGAGCCGUGCUGGACGAGGCCAAGAAUAUCAACAAGUCCCUGUCAGCCCUGGGGAACGUGAUCUCUGCGCUGGCUGAGGGCACAAAAAGCUACGUUCCAUAUCGUGACAGCAAAAUGACACGGAUUCUCCAGGACUCCUUGGGAGGAAACUGCCGGACAACCAUGUUCAUCUGCUGCUCACCGUCCAACUACAAUGAUGCGGAGACCAAGUCCACCCUGAUGUUUGGACAGCGGGCAAAGACCAUUAAGAACACUGCCUCCGUGAAUCUGGAGUUGACUGCUGAGCAGUGGAAGAAGAAAUAUGAGAAGGAGAAGGAGAAGACAAAGGCUCAGAAGGAGACGAUUGCAAAGCUGGAGACAGAGCUGAGCCGGUGGCGCAGUGGAGAGGACGUGCCAGAGACGGAGCGCCUGGCUGGGGAGGAUGCUGCCCUGGGAGCUGAGCUCUGUGAGGAAACGCCCGUGAACGACAACUCAUCCAUCGUGGUGCGCAUCGCGCCUGAGGAGCGGCAGAAGUACGAGGAGGAGAUCCGCCGCCUCUACAAGCAGCUUGAUGACAAGGAUGAUGAGAUCAACCAGCAGAGCCAACUCAUAGAGAAGCUCAAGCAGCAGAUGCUGGACCAGGAAGAGCUGCUGGUGUCCACUCGAGGAGACAAUGAGAAGGUCCAGCAGGAGCUGAGCCACCUGCAGUCGGAGAACGACGCCGCGAAGGAUGAGGUGAAGGAGGUGCUGCAGGCACUGGAGGAGCUGGCCAUGAACUACGACCAGAAGUCCCAGGAGGUGGAGGAGAAAAACCAGCAGAACCAGCUUCUGGUGGACGAGCUGUCUCAGAAGGUGGCCACCAUGCUGUCCCUGGAGUCUGAGUUGCAGCGGCUACAGGAGGUCAGUGGACACCAGCGAAAACGAAUUGCUGAGGUGCUGAAUGGGCUGAUGAAGGACCUGAGUGAGUUCAGUGUCAUCGUGGGCAACGGGGAGAUUAAGCUGCCGGUGGAGAUCAGCGGGGCCAUCGAGGAGGAGUUCACUGUGGCCCGACUCUACAUCAGCAAAAUCAAAUCCGAAGUCAAGUCUGUGGUUAAACGGUGCCGGCAGCUGGAGAACCUCCAGGUCGAAUGUCACCGCAAGAUGGAAGUGACUGGGCGGGAGCUCUCAUCCUGCCAGCUUCUCAUCUCCCAGCAUGAGGCCAAGAUCCGCUCCCUGACGGAAUACAUGCAGAGCGUGGAGCUCAAGAAGCGGCACCUGGAAGAGUCCUAUGACUCCCUGAGUGAUGAGCUGGCCAAGCUCCAAGCCCAGGAAACUGUGCAUGAAGUGGCCCUGAAGGAUAAGGAGCCAGACACACAGGACUCAGAAGAUGUGAAGAAGGCCCUGGAGCUGCAGAUGGACAGCCACCGGGAGGCCCAUCACCGGCAGCUGGCCCGGCUCCGGGACGAGAUCAAUGAGAAGCAGAAGACUAUUGAUGAGCUCAAAGACCUGAAUCAGAAGCUCCAGUUAGAGCUGGAGAAGCUUCAGGCUGACUAUGAGAAGCUGAAGAAUGAAGAACAUGAGAAAAGCACCAAACUCCAGGAGCUGACAUUUCUGUAUGAGCGACACGAGCAGUCCAAGCAGGACCUCAAGGGUCUGGAGGAGACAGUUGCCCGGGAACUCCAGACCCUCCACAACCUUCGCAAGCUGUUCGUUCAAGACGUCACGACUCGAGUCAAGAAAAGUGCAGAAAUGGAGCCCGAGGACAGUGGGGGGAUUCACUCCCAAAAGCAGAAGAUUUCCUUUCUUGAGAACAACCUGGAACAGCUUACAAAGGUUCACAAACAGCUGGUACGUGACAAUGCAGAUCUGCGUUGUGAGCUUCCUAAGUUGGAAAAACGACUUAGGGCUACGGCUGAGAGAGUUAAGGCCCUGGAGGGUGCACUGAAGGAGGCCAAGGAGGGCGCCAUGAAGGACAAGCGCCGGUACCAGCAGGAGGUGGACCGCAUCAAGGAGGCCGUUCGGUACAAGAGCUCUGGCAAACGGGGCCAUUCUGCCCAGAUUGCCAAACCCGUCCGGCCUGGCCACUACCCAGCAUCUUCACCCACCAACCCCUAUGGCACCCGGAGCCCUGAGUGCAUCAGUUACACUAACAGCCUAUUCCAGAACUACCAGAAUUUGUACCUGCAGGCUGCACCUAGCUCCACCUCAGAUAUGUACUUUGCAAACUCCUGUACCAGCAGUGGGGCCACAUCUUCUGGAGGCCCCUUGGCUUCCUACCAGAAGGCCAACAUGGACAAUGGAAAUGCCACAGAUAUCAAUGACAAUAGGAGUGACCUGCCAUGCGGCUACGAGGCUGAAGACCAGGCCAAGAUGUUCCCUCUCCACCAAGAGACGGCAGCCAGCUAAUCUCCCACACGGGCUGCUGCAUACCUGCACUUUCAGUUUCUAAGAGGGACUGAGGCCUCUUCUCUCAGCAUGCUGCAAACCUGUGGUCUCUGAUACUAACUCCCUCCCCAAUCCUUGUUGUCCGACUGUACUAUGUAUGAUGUCUUCUCUUACUCUGUAUCUCUUUGUACUCUGUAUCUAUAUAUCAAAAGCUGCUGCUA
Molecule: messenger RNA, 3560 nt
Organism: Lipotes vexillifer (Yangtze River dolphin)
Lineage: Eukaryota; Metazoa; Chordata; Mammalia; Artiodactyla; Lipotidae
Gene: KIF5A
Product: kinesin family member 5A
Exons: 29
Coding region: 262-3360 (1032 amino acids)
Biological process (GO): microtubule-based movement
Molecular function (GO): microtubule binding; ATP binding; microtubule motor activity
Source: RefSeq, a predicted model, not a curated record